UUAGAGCUAGAAAAUGACAGAGGCGAUUUCUCAGGAAGAAGAGUCUUUCACAUGUCCAGUGUGUCUGGAUCUGCUGAAGGAUCCAGUGACUAUUCCCUGUGGACAUAAUUUCUGUAUGAGGUGCAUUAAGAGCUGCUGGGAUGAGGAGGACCAGAAAGGAGUUUACAGCUGCCCCUUGUGCAAGCACACCUUCACUACCAGACCUGCCCUCUACAAAAACCCUCUGAUUGCUGAAAUGGUGGAGCAUUUUAGGAAGACCAGAAUCCAAGCUGCUCCUCACAAUUAUGCUGGACCUGGAGAUGUGGAGUGUGACGUCUGCACUGGGAGAAAACUCAAAGCUGUGAAGUCCUGUCUGGAGUGUCUGGUGUCUUACUGUGAAACUCAUUAUAAAGUUCACAAUGAAGUUAAAACUGGACGAAAACACUCAGUGGUUGAUGCCACAGGCCAGCUAGAGGAGAGGAUCUGUUCUCGUCACAAGAAGGUUCUUGAGACAUUUUGUCGUACCGAUCAGCAUUGUAUCUGCUUUCUGUGCAUGAUGGACGACCAUAAAGGCCAUGACACAGUGGCAGAACGGACUCACAAACAGGAAAUAGGAAUAAAAUCAGUAGACAUUGAACAACAGAUGCAGUUGGGGCAGACCCAGACGAGAUUCCAGGAGAGAGAGAAGGAGCUACAGGAGCUGAGGAAGGCUGUGGAGACUAUCAAGGGGUCAACCUAUCCUGGGGUCCCUCACACGGUCCACACACUGGGCAUGCCUCCCAUACCUCAUGACACAAACCACAGGAGAUUUCAACCGAGAAUCCAGGAGAGAGAGAAGAAGCUGCGGGAGCUGAGUAAGGCUGUGGAGACACUCAAGAGCUCUGCACAGACAGCAGUGGAGGACACUGAGAGGAUCUUUACUGAGAUGAUCCGCUCCAUUGAGAGAAGGCGCUCUGAGGUGAAACAGCUGAUCAGAGCUCAGAUGAAGGCUGAGGUGAGUCGGGCUGUAGGACUCCUGAAGCAAAUGGAGCAGGAGAUUGCGGAGCACAGAGAAGAUAACAUCCAUUCCAUCAAGAAUUUCCCAUCAAUCAGAGAGUCUCCUCACUCUAAAGACUUACCCAGCAUGACCUUCAACCGGAGUCUCUCUUUUCAGGCUGUGAAGGAAUCUGUCUCCGCAGUGAAGGUGCAGCUGGAUGGCAUCUUCAAGCAGGAAGCAGCCAAGAUAUCUGCAGCAGGUUGGACAAACAUCUAG
This is a messenger RNA of Sardina pilchardus (European sardine), 1231 nucleotides long. RefSeq names its product E3 ubiquitin-protein ligase TRIM47-like. The coding region runs from base 14 to 1231 and encodes 405 amino acids. The transcript has 6 exons. The record is from RefSeq and is a predicted model, not a curated record. Lineage: Eukaryota; Metazoa; Chordata; Actinopteri; Clupeiformes; Clupeidae. Gene Ontology annotation, molecular function: zinc ion binding.